AUGACGAGCGUCGCCGCGGUGCCGCUGCAGAGCCAGCCGACCGUCAGCCUGCAGGACUUUGCGAACCGCGGCUCGAGGGAGGCGGCGCGCAAGCUGCGCUCGGGCGGCGAGCAGACCGAGCUCGCCUUCAUCGAAUGCUCGUACACGCUGACCAUCGCGCCCAAGAGCCGCUGGGCCAAAUUUGUGCCGCUGCCGGCGGCGGAACGGUGCUGCGGCGCCAAGGCGACGGAGAAGAGGCUCGUCUCCAACGUGUCCGCGUCGGUGUCGGCGGGACACGUCCUCGCCGUGAUGGGGCCGUCGGGCGCGGGCAAGACCACCAUGCUCAACAUGCUCACCCUCGACCCUGGCUCGGGCAACGCGACCGGCUUCCUCACGCUCAACGGCCACCCGCUCACUCCGGCGCUCUACGCGCAGCACUGCGCGUACGUGACGCAGCAGGACCUCCUCUGGACCUUCCUCACGUGCCGCGAGCACCUGCGCAUGGCUCUCGACCUGUACCGCCCCUCGCUCUCCGCCAAGGAGCGCGAGACCGCGAUCGACGACCUGCUCGACUCGACCGGUCUGAUGAGCUGCCAGCACACCAAGGCGGGCAACAUGUUCUUCCGCGGGCUGUCGGGCGGGCAGAAGCGGCGCCUGUCGCUCGCGAUCGCGCUGGCGAAGCGGCCAUCCGUCAUCUUCCUCGACGAGCCCACCUCGGGCCUCGACUCGGCCGCCUCCGCCAAGAUCAUGAAAUUUAUGAAGGAGAUCGCGAUGCAGGCAAACAUCGCCAUCGUGUGCACGAUCCACCAGCCGUCCGCGUCGGUCUUCGAGGGCUUCGACGACACGCUGAUCCUGUCGAGCGGCCGCAUCGCCUACUUUGGCCCCGCGGCGCAGCUGGCGCAGCACCUGAAGGGCGUGGGCCGGGAGCUUCCCGCCAACGCCAACCCGGCCGAGUACGCGCUCGACGUCGUCAACGCG
This is a messenger RNA of Emiliania huxleyi CCMP1516, 957 nucleotides long. RefSeq lists its product as hypothetical. The record is from RefSeq and is a predicted model, not a curated record. The transcript has a single exon. NCBI's taxonomy places the organism in Eukaryota, Haptophyta, Isochrysidales, Noelaerhabdaceae. Gene Ontology annotation, molecular function: ATP hydrolysis activity; ATP binding; ABC-type transporter activity. The annotation marks the transcript as partial.